Molecule: messenger RNA, 1516 nt
Organism: Musa acuminata AAA Group (dessert banana)
Lineage: Eukaryota; Viridiplantae; Streptophyta; Magnoliopsida; Zingiberales; Musaceae
Product: transcription factor MYC4-like
Exons: 1
Coding region: 9-1382 (457 amino acids)
Biological process (GO): regulation of DNA-templated transcription
Cellular component (GO): nucleus
Molecular function (GO): protein dimerization activity; DNA-binding transcription factor activity; transcription cis-regulatory region binding
Source: RefSeq, a predicted model, not a curated record
CGUUCCCCAUGUCGCAUCCUCUGCCCCGCUCCAUUAAAUUACCUGCCCCUGCAUCUCCCUCUCGCACACGCGCACGCACAGAAAGACGAACACUUUGGCUUUGGAGUUCUCCGACGAACCAAUCCGUAAUGGACGAGCUCAUUAUCUCCCCUUCAUCCUCCUCCUCUUGCUUGCACCAGCCGACGGCCACCGCUCUCCAACACCGCCUGCAGCGCCUCCUCGACGCCCGCCCCGAGUGGUGGGCCUAUGCCAUCUUCUGGCGCGCCUCCCCCGACCACCGCCUCCUCUCCUUCGCCGACGGCCACUUCCGCGGUGCUCGCUCCGUCGCCGACCGUAGGUCCGGCGCCGACGCCGUCGACGACGCCGAGUGGUUCUACGCCGUGUCACUGAGCCGCUCGUUCGUGGUGGCCGGGGACGCCACCGCCGCUGCGGCUGUCCCCGCCCGCGUCUACAGCUCGCUUGCGCCGGUGUGGCUGGCGGGCGCGCAUGCGCUCCAGGCGUGCGGGUGCGACCGCACCCGCGAGGCCCAGCUUCACGGGAUCGAGACGCUGGCCUGCGUCCAGGUACCCGGCGGCGUACUCGAGCUCGGCUCCACGGAUAUCAUCGGGGAGAACUGGGUCGUGAUGCAGCAGGCCAAGGCCGUCUUCUCCACGCUGCCGCACGACGCCGCCCUCGCCACCGGCGCGGCCCCGACGAUCGCUAUCGCCCCGUCGCCUGCGGUGAGGAAGGACGGGGCCGGCCACUCGUCUUCCGUCGACUCGGGCCACUCGGACUCGGGCGGCGGACUGACGGUGGAGCACCGCCGGCCCAAGAAACGGGGGCGGAAGACCGUUAGCGGCACACGCGAGGCGCCCGCGAGCCACGUCGAGGCGGAGCGGCAGCGCCGCGAGAAGCUGAACCACCGCUUCUACGCGCUGCGCUCGGUGGUUCCCAACGUGUCGCGGAUGGACAAGGCGUCGCUGCUGGCGGACGCCGUGGCCUACAUCCAGGAGCUCAAGGCCAAGGUCGACAAGCUGGAGGCGGAAGGCAAGACGGCCAUGAAAGAGAUCACGGUGGAGCAAACCGCCGGUCACAGCGCCGAUGCCGGCGCCGCGACGAGCAGCACCACGACCAGCGCCACCACACUCACCAAGGCGGCAAUGGAGGUUGAGGUGAAGCUGCUGGGUGCAGAGGCGCUGAUAAGGGUGCAGUCGGAGGACCGGGGCCACCCAUCAGCGAGGCUGAUGGCGGCACUGCGCGACCUGGAGCUCCGCGUGCACCACGCGAGCGUGUCCAGCCUGGAGCAGGUGGUGCUGCAGGACGUGGUGGCGAAGGUGCCAACCGAGCUGCAGCGCGAGGACGGCCUCAGGGCUGCCCUCCUCGCCAGGCUUGACGAGCACUGACCUCCUAACGACAUGGUCUUCGUCUCGUCCUUGUUGUGUUUCGUAGCCAGCACGCAUGUCUUUUCCCAUGUCUUGCCCUCUCUACAUGGAACCAAGACCUACUCGGCAUCGAUGCAUCAACUUCCUUCUUCUUC